This is a messenger RNA of Copidosoma floridanum, 1599 nucleotides long. RefSeq lists its product as uncharacterized. The record is from RefSeq and is a predicted model, not a curated record. NCBI's taxonomy places the organism in Eukaryota, Metazoa, Arthropoda, Insecta, Hymenoptera, Encyrtidae.
AUGACGCAGUUCCCAAGCCUCGGCGAGCCAAUGUCAAUGCAGACCUGCGACCAGCCGAUGCCAACGAAGCCAAUUGGCCAAUUUUCCCAGCAGAUGGGCGGCACAUUUGGCGUCCAGCAUCAGCCGUUCCAGCAGGCACCCGCAGCUCCCAACAACCCCCAAGGGACUCCCUACUACGCGUACUACCCCCAGACAAACGCCCCGAGCCAGAUGAUGCCCGGAUACGGCCCGACGCUACCCCAAAAUAUAAUCGAGCACCUGCGAGCGUGCGGCCUGCAAUCGGCCUCGCCGAUUUUCAUACUACCCAGCCAGCAGCCGAACCCCAUGGCUACCUGCCAACCGAUCCCUGCUCCCACCUGCAUACCCUACCCGAUGCCCAUGGCCAUAUACCCACCUUGCGGGCAGCCACAGCAGCAAAAGGCCCCGGGCCACGAGUGCAAAUGCUCGAACGGUAGAGACAGGUCGUCCCACUCAACCAACGAGCUAAACGACAGCUGGGAGAAGAGCCACGGGGGUGGAUUCUCGUUGAAAAACGAGGGCAACAGCGACUCGUGGUCGAGACACCAGUGCCAAGAGACCACGGACGGGACCAUGUGCGCGAGAAAAAACUGCCCGGCCACGAUACAGCUGCAAGCCAUGAUCUCGCAGAUGCUCGGGGUCCAGGGUACCGUAAGUGCCGCGGUCACGCGGUUGCUAUUGCGCCAGAUCCCCGGAGCCAACGUCAAGGAGUCCCUCGACGAAGUCAUGGCCGUGGCUACGAGGUGCCUGAAGCAGAUGACCAAGGAGCAACUGUUGCGCGAGUCCAAGAGCUGCCAGCAGCUCAACUCCCUGCUGGGGCUCUUCCUCACGGCCCAGUCGACCCUCGCGCGCGUCAUACCCGUCCUGACGACGGCCCAGCUGAAGACGAACUUGCUGAAGGCGCUGGUCGAGGGUCUGAUCAACGCAAAGAUCGCGGAGAACCAGGGGUGCGGGGCGGAGGCCCCCGAGCAAUUGGACCCGCUGCUGCUCGAGCUCAAGUCGGAUGACGAGGUAAGGGAGUUGUUGGCCACCCUCAGGGAAAAGGAGUGCGAGGAGCGCUGCAACCUGAGCUUCGCGGCCAACAACGCCCAGCGGCUGAUCUCCGAGUCGAGGCUCGCCAACGUCCAGAGGAAGAUCCAACAGCUCGACCGAGAGAUGCGGCGCAGGCGCGACGGUAACGAGUACACGGACUGGAGCCGUAGCGUGGGGGUCUUGCAGCGCCACAGUUCGUCGGUACCUUUGCCCGAGCGCUACGACUCCCCGGAUCCUUUCGUGGCGUAUCGCGUCGCGAGUCCCAAGAGGCUGAUCCUCAAGCCCCACGUUGGUAGUCCGGAGACGACUUACCGAAAGCCCGACGAGUCUGCGACGGUGUGUUCGAAGCAGCGGGUCGGAGAAGCUGCAGCGAGUGGCAAUAAGGAGAGCGGGGCUGGGGAGGACUCGGGAGAGGCGAAUGAGUCAGAGUGCCAGUGUCGGAUGCGGGACUGCGAGGAAGUUGCCAAAGGUCCGGGUGGACCAGAUUCGGCUGAUAAUGCGGAUAUGACUGACGUGGAGGAGUACGAGGAUGGUAGCAAUGAUAAAUGA